UUAUGUUUGAAUAAAUUUUCACAGGCAAUUUGCCUUUCAUUAUACUCAAAAAUCCUUUUCUAACUAAGGUCAGAAAUUUAAAUAAACCGUCAAUUACUAUUUCUCUUACAUUAACUUUACCCUUUCCCGCCCCUUUUCUCCUGCAUAUAAACCAGAUUAUUUUACCAAUUUUACCAGUAUAUCGACAUCUUAUUCUGAUUAUCGAUUUCCUCCCUUUUUCCUUCCAAAAAUGUGACUCCACGAGACUUUGUGAGAAUGUUUAAACAUUUUGGCUAAAUGAAUUUUUCAUUUGAAGAAUGUCAAUUUGGAAAAAUUAAAUAUUUAUUUGUUUAAAGAAAUUUUUUUUUGUUGCAACGCUAAAAAUUUUUUUAUUUUUUUGUAAAAUUUUUAAUUUGUUUUUAUCAAAAAAAUUAUUUUUUCUAUUUGUUUCUCAUUUUUUCUCAAAAUCCAAAAAAAAAAUUUUUUAGAGAAUGUAUCCAUUCAUUAAAAAUGCAAAAUUGGCACGUAGCAAAACAAAUAUUGGGCAAUACAAUGAGGCAAUAACUAAUUAUGAGGAGGCAAUACGUUUAAUUGGCGUUCAGAUUAAACAGACUUAUAAUGAUAAUACUAAACGGAAUCGGCUUGUUAAGUGUUUGAACACUCUUCAAGAAGAACUCCAUUUACUUCAACACGAAUUAAUCCCUGCUUUGGAUCAAUUAGCUCAAGCUGCUUUUGAUAAUUGUUCGACUGACUCUGAGUCCCCACCUGCUGAUCCACCAGCGGGUAGUUCUCGUUCUCAGAGACUUUCAGUUCAACACACACCAACAUCUUCGGUUACAACUUCGAGGUCUUUUCGAAAAUCCACAGCUUUUGUUGCCAAUGGACGUCCUCUACAACAAAGCAUGACUCAAUCCAAAAUAGGUGCUUCCUCUUUUAACCUUAACAAACCUGUUGGAAGGUCGAGGACUACUUCAAAAAAUGAGAAAAAUGAAAAUAAGACGUCCUCCCUUUCUACUUCUCAAUUUAAUGGCAAAAAACAGGAAAAGAAGGAAAAUAAGCCUGUUUCUGUCGUAUCACCUCCAACUGAUGAGACUGUUUCAACUAGCAAUAAUAUGGAAGGAUCAGUGUUUUCCCCGGACGCAAUCGAAUCCUUCCACAUACCCGGUUAUGACCCAGAUUUGGUUUCACUUAUACAUACUGGAAUUCUUCAACAAAAUCCAUCAAUCCGUUGGGAUGACAUUUCUGGAUUAGAAGAGGCUAAAAUGUUGUUAAUUGAGACUUGUAUUCUUCCAAUGGAGCAUCCAGAACUCUUCCGCGGCAUUCGCCGUCCCUGGCGAGGAAUUUGUAUGUUUGGACCUCCUGGAACGGGCAAAACACUUUUGGCUAAAGCACUAGCUAAUGAAUGCAGCACAACUUUCUUUAACGUUUCUUCGGCUACUCUAACUUCAAAAUAUAGAGGGGAAUCUGAAAAAUUGGUCAGACUUCUUUUUGAAAUUGCCCGUCAACGCGCCCCUUCAACUAUUUUUAUUGAUGAAAUAGACAGUAUUGGUUCCAAGCGCGGCACUGAUAGUGAACACGAAGCUUCUAGACGUGCAAAGUCUGAAUUAUUAAUUCAGAUGGAUGGGUGUGUUGCUGAUGAAGGAAAGACAGUCCUCGUUCUCGGUGCAACAAACUUUCCUUGGGACGUGGAUGACUCUCUUCGACGACGACUUGAAAAAAGAAUUUAUAUUCCUCUCCCUGAUUGUGCUGCUCGAUUAAAUUUGAUAGAAAAUGCUUUGACAGGGAUUGAAUUGGAUGAUGAUGUUAAAUUGAGUGAAGUUGCUGAACGUUUGGAAGGUUAUUCUGGUGCUGAUAUUACAAAUAUUUGCAGAGAUGCAGCCUUAGCCCCAAUGCGUGAUUGUCUUCGCUCAACAAACAAUUUAGUAAAUGCCGAUUUUGAAGAACGCAAAGAAGCUCGAAAGAAAAUUCUUUCAAAACCUGAUUUAACUAUUCGAAUGUGCCAUUUUGAGACAGCAAUCCAAAAAAUGAAGCCUUCAGUUACUCAGAGUACAGUUCAAAAAUAUUUAAAUUGGAUGGAGGAAUUUGGUUCAAAAUAA
Molecule: messenger RNA, 2075 nt
Organism: Meloidogyne enterolobii
Lineage: Eukaryota; Metazoa; Nematoda; Chromadorea; Rhabditida; Meloidogynidae
Source: the annotation of a GenBank genome assembly